Copidosoma floridanum is the source of this 745-nucleotide messenger RNA. RefSeq names its product cutA divalent cation tolerance homolog (gene CUTA). Gene Ontology annotation, biological process: response to metal ion. Gene Ontology annotation, molecular function: copper ion binding. The record is from RefSeq and is a predicted model, not a curated record. NCBI's taxonomy places the organism in Eukaryota, Metazoa, Arthropoda, Insecta, Hymenoptera, Encyrtidae.
UGAACCCGGCCUCAAGGUGAAUUUUCACGAAACGAUGAGGAACCUGAAUCAGUUGUAUUGAAUGGGCAAAGCAUAUUCGCUGUUUUCCACCGUCCCAUCAAAAUGCAUCUUAAACCUUCGUCACUAUUUGGAGUUUGGAGUCUCACUGUUCAUACCGUAUAGACUUGGUAAAUUUCAACUGGGAAUGCUUGGGAAGCCGACAAUCGGAUUGUUAACGUUUUUAUGUUUUUCAAGAGGCUUGCAAGCCCAAAGCACAAAAGCUAUGAGCGCAGGUAUACAUUCCGUAGUUUACGUUACUGUUGGAAAGGAAGAUGAAGCAAAAAUGUUGGCUCGUGGAAUCGUGGAGAAUAGGCUGGCAGCUUGUGUCAAUAUAGUUCCAAAAAUCACAUCCGUGUAUCGAUGGAAAAACGAAAUACAAGAAGAUAGUGAACUUUUACUGAUGAUUAAAACAAGAACAGAUACUGUCGAUGUUCUGACAGAAUAUGUCAAGAGUAACCAUUCCUACGAGGUAUGCGAAGUAAUCUCCCUACCUAUUCAAAAUGGUAACAAGGCAUAUCUUGACUGGAUAAGCGACGAGGUGCCACCGUUUAAAGGAAAAACUGAUGUAAAAGAAGUGUAACUAUAUAGCACUUCAUGAGCAUUCUAAUUCAAAUUGUGUCACACAAAUGUCAAAUUUCAACAAUAUCUUUUUCACGUUCAAUAUUACUACUUAUUAUUUCGGCUGUAAAUUCAAUAAAGAUAAGAA